Colletotrichum higginsianum IMI 349063 is the source of this 4365-nucleotide messenger RNA. RefSeq names its product ABC-2 type transporter. The record is from RefSeq and is a predicted model, not a curated record. Gene Ontology annotation, molecular function: ABC-type transporter activity; ATP hydrolysis activity; ATP binding. The transcript has 6 exons. Gene Ontology annotation, cellular component: membrane. Gene Ontology annotation, biological process: transmembrane transport. NCBI's taxonomy places the organism in Eukaryota, Fungi, Ascomycota, Sordariomycetes, Glomerellales, Glomerellaceae. Bases 1 to 4365 code for a protein of 1454 amino acids.
AUGAACGAUGAGGUCUCGCAACUCGCCCGCAGCCUCACCACGCAGUCCCCCGCUGGCGUCGGCGCCCUCUUCCCCCUCCUCUCGGGCGGCCCCCUCGACCCCAACAGCGAAGACUUCGACGCCAGGGAGUGGGCGAGGGCCUUUUACAACAUCCGGACCGACGCCUCGGACGGCAACCCGCCCCGGACGACCGGCAUCGCCUUCAAGGACCUCGACGUCUUCGGCUAUGACUCGCCCACGGACUACCAGAAGAGCGUCGCCAACGUCCUGCUCGCGCUGCCGACGCUGGCCAGGAAGCUCACCACCACCGCCACCACCGGCCGGAGGGGCCAGAGGAUCGACAUCCUCCGCGGCCUCGAGGGCGUCGUCCACAGCGGCGAGAUGCUCGCCGUCCUCGGCCCGCCCGGCUCCGGCUGCUCGACCUUCCUCAAGACCGUCGCCGGCGACACCCACGGCUUCUACAUCGCCGACGGCGCCACCAUCAACUACCAGGGCGUCCACCCGCGCGACAUGCGCACGGCGUUCCGCGGCGAGGCCAUCUACACCGCCGAGGUCGACGACCACUUCCCGCACCUGACCGUCGGCGACACGCUGUACUUCGCCGCCCGCGCCCGCUGCCCGAAGACGGUGCCCGAGGGCGUGUCGCGCCGCGUCUACGCCGAGCACGUCCGCGACGUGACCAUGGCCAUGUUCGGCAUCUCGCACACCAGGCACACGCGCGUCGGCGACGACUUCGUCCGCGGCGUCAGCGGCGGCGAGCGGAAGCGCGUCACCAUCGCCGAGGCCGCGCUGAGCUACUCGCCCCUGCAGUGCUGGGACAACAGCACGAGGGGUCUCGACAGCGCCAACGCGCUCGAGUUCUGCCGGACCCUGCGGACGCAGGCGGACGUCAUGGGCUCGACGUCGUGCGUUGCCAUCUACCAGGCUUCGCAGGAUGCGUAUGAUAUCUUUGACAAAGUCCUCGUCCUCUACAAGGGCCGUCAGAUCUUCUUCGGCCGCACCGACGAGGCCAAGGCCUACUUCGAGGGCCUGGGCUUCGUGUGCCCCGAGCAGCAGACGACGGCCGACUUCCUGACGUCCAUGACGAGCCACAAGGAGCGCGUCAUCCGGCCCGGGUGGGAGGGCCGGACCCCCGGCACCCCGGACGACUUCGCCGCGGUCUGGACGGCGAGCGAGCACCGCGCCCGGCUGCUGGCGGACGUCGACGACUACCUCGACCGGCACCCGUUCCACGGCGAGCACCACGACCGCUUCCUCGCGUCCCGCCGCCUCGACCAGUCCCGCUUCCAGCGCCGCCGCUCGCCCUUCACGCUGUCGUACAUGGAGCAGAUGCGCCUGACGCUCUGGCGCAACUGGGUCAUGCUCAAGGGCGACCCGAGCAUCACGCUGACGAUGCUCUUCACCAACGUCGCCCAGGCCCUCAUCGUCAGCAGCAUCUUCUACAACCUGCCGCCCGGCACCUCGAGCAUGAACCGCCGCGCCAUCCUGCUCUUCUUCAUCAUCCUCAUCAACGCCUUUGGCAGCAUCCUCGAGAUCAUGCUGCUGUACGCCAAGCGCAAGAUCAUCGAGAAGCACGCCCGCUACGCCCUCUACCACCCCAGCGCCGAGGCCCUCGCCUCCAUGGUCGUCGACCUGCCCUACAAGGUCGUCAACGCCAUCCUCAUGAACACGACGCUGUACUUCAUGGGCAACCUGCGCCGCGAGCCGGGGCCCUUCUUCUUCUUCCUGCUCAUCUCCUUCACCAUGGUGCUGACCAUGUCCAUGAUGUUCCGCCUCAUCGGCUCCGCCGCCCGCUCCGUCACCCAGGCGCUGGCCCCGAGCUCCCUCAUCCUCUUCAUGAUCUCGCUGUACGCCGGCUUCGCCCUGCCGCCCCAGUACAUGCAGGUCUGGCUCGCCUGGCUGCGCUGGCUCAACCCGGCCUACUACGGCCUCGAGAGCGUCCUGCUCAACGAGUUCGUCGGCCGCGACUUCCCCUGCUCGGCCUUUGUCCCGCAGGGCCCCGGCUACGAGUCCGUCGACCCGGCCCAGCGCGUCUGCUCCUCCGCCGCCUCCGUGCCGGGCCAGGACUUCGUCCGCGGCGACGACUACCUGCGCACGCUGUACGGCUACGAGGACGCGCACCGGUGGAGGAACUUUGGCAUCCUCCUCGCCUGGAUGAUCUUCUUCAUGGUGCUGCACCUGGCCGCGACCGAGUACAUCUCGUCCGAGCGGUCCAAGGGCGAGGUCCUGGUCUUCAGCCGAACGGCCAUGAGGCGCCGCCGGAGGAGGCGGGGCGGCGGAGGAGACGGCCCGGACGUCGAGAAGGACGCCGCGAACAAGCCACAGCAGCCUUCGAGCAGCAGCGGCGGCGGUAGCGGCGGCGGCGGCGGUGACACCUCGGAGGGCCAGACCGGCAGCAGCAACCUCGAGGAGCAGACGGCCGUCUUCCACUGGAAGGACGUCUGCUACGACAUCAAGAUCAAAGGCGAGCCUCGACGGAUAUUGGACGAAGUGAGCGGAUGGGUGAAGCCGCAGACGCUCACGGCGCUCAUGGGCGUCUCCGGCGCCGGCAAGACGACCUUAUUGGAUGUCCUGGCCACCCGCGUGACCAUGGGCGUGAUCACCGGCGAGAUGCUCGUCAACGGACAGCCGCGGGACGAAUCCUUCCAGCGGAAGACGGGAUACGUCCAGCAGCAGGACCUCCACCUGCACACCUCGACGGUCCGCGAGGCCCUCACGUUCAGCGCCCUGCUGCGGCAGCCGGCGCACUACACGAGAAAGGAGAAGCUCGAGUACGUGGACACGGUGAUCCAGCUGCUGGAGAUGGAGGAGUACUCGGACGCCGUCAUCGGCGUGCCGGGCGAGGGGUUCAACGUCGAGCAGCGGAAGCGCCUCACGAUCGGCGUCGAGCUCGCGGCGCGCCCGCAGCUGCUCCUGUUCCUCGACGAGCCGACCUCCGGGCUCGACAGCCAGACGUCGUGGUCCAUCUGCGACCUCAUGGAGAAGCUGACGCGCAGCGGCCAGGCCGUGCUGUGCACCAUCCACCAGCCCUCCGCCAUGCUCUUCCAGCGCUUCGACCGCCUCCUCCUGCUCGCGAGCGGCGGCCGGACCGUGUACUUUGGCGAGAUCGGCCAGGGGUCGCGCACGCUGAUCGACUACUUCGUCCGCAACGGCGCCCCGGCCUGUCCGCCGGGCGCCAACCCGGCCGAGUACAUGCUCGAGGUCAUCGGCGCCGCGCCGGGGGCCCAUACCGACAUCGACUGGCCCGCCCUAUGGAGGGAGACGCCGGAGUACCAGUCGGUCCAGGACGAGCUGGCCCGGCUCAGCGCGGGGACCUCGGCCCAUUCCACGCCGGCCGUGAAGCCGGACCCGUCCAGCUACGACGAGUUCGCCGCCGGGUACGGGACGCAGUACGAGGAGGUGACGAAGCGCGUGUUCCAGCAGUACUGGCGCAGCCCGUCGUACAUCUACUCCAAGGGGGUUCUAUCGUUUGGUACUGCCCUAUUCAUCGGCCUUUCCUUUCUCAACGCCAAAAACACGCAGCGCGGCCUGCAAAACCAGUCGUUCGGCGUCUUCAUCUUCAUCACCAUGUUUGGACAGGUCGCCGAGCAGAUCAUGCCCGUCUUCGUAUCGCAGCGAACCAUGUACGAGGCGCGCGAGAGGCCGUCCAAAGCCUACUCGUGGACGGCCUUUCUCUUUGCCAACAUCAUGGUCGAGAUGGCCUGGUUUUCGCUCAUUGCCGUCCUCAGCUUCGUGUGCUGGUAUUUCCCCAUCGGCCUGUACCGCAACGCGUACCCAACCGACCAGGUCGACUCCCGCGGAAUCACCAUGUUCCUGCAGGUCCUCAUGUUCUUCUUCUUCACCAGCUCCUUCGCCCACAUGAUAAUCGUCGGCAUGCCCAGCGCCGAGGUCGCCGGCGGCAUCGUCAAUCUGUUCGCCGUCAUGCUGUUUCUGUUUUGUGGCAUCCUCUCGGGUCCCAAUGAUCUCCCCGGCUUCUGGAUCUUCAUGUACCGCGUCAACCCCUUCACCUACGUUGUCGAGGGCUUCCUCGGCACCUCGCUCGCCAACGCGCCGGUGCGGUGCGCCGACGACGAGUACGUCGUCUUCGCCUCGCCGGGCAACCAGACGUGCGGGCAGUACCUGGCCAACUACAUCUCCGUCGCCGGCGGGUACCUGUCGGACCCGGACUCGGGCAACGGGGCCCAGUGCCAGUACUGCGCGCUGGCCGACACCAACGCCUUCCUGGGCGCCAUCAACAUCGAGUUCGGCAACCGGUGGAGGGAUUUUGGUUUCUUGUGGAUCUACACCUUCUUCAACCUGGGCAUGGCGGUCCUGAUCUACUGGCUGGUGCGCGUGCCGAAGAAGAGCAGGGUGAAGGGGGAGUGA